AUGAGUGAAGGUGUAAGAGAGGAAGAAAGAUUGCCACCGAUAAAUAUGAUUGGCGUGGGUGGAUCAGGGGUAACUGAAGGCGUGAAUGGAGUACCUGGUGUAUCAACUAUAUCAACUAUAUCACCCAGUGUACCACACAAUCUACAGCAACAACAACAGCAAUUACCAAUAGGUUUACCACAAUCAACUCAAGCAUCUCAUUCAACUCAUUCCUCACAAGCUGCAACUAAAGCAAGAAAUAGGAAUCCUUCUGCGAACGGUCCAACAGUUGCAAGUCAAGCGGACGAUGAAAAGUAUGUAAAUAAGUUUAGAGAAAUGAAGUUUAAGACAAGAGGAGUAAUGAGGGAAAAUGAUUCACUUUAUUUGAAAUUACUUAAAACUCAAUGGUCAAUUAAACGCGCAAAGUUGUUUAGGGCAAUCCUAUAUGAAAGAUUACAAGAUGUAAAAGAUAAAGAGGUUGAUAAAGAUGAUACAAAUGAUGUUUAG
Wallemia ichthyophaga EXF-994 is the source of this 486-nucleotide messenger RNA. RefSeq lists its product as uncharacterized. The transcript has 3 exons. The coding region runs from base 1 to 486 and encodes 161 amino acids. NCBI's taxonomy places the organism in Eukaryota, Fungi, Basidiomycota, Wallemiomycetes, Wallemiales, Wallemiaceae. The record is from RefSeq and is a predicted model, not a curated record.